Molecule: messenger RNA, 1431 nt
Organism: Malus domestica (apple)
Lineage: Eukaryota; Viridiplantae; Streptophyta; Magnoliopsida; Rosales; Rosaceae
Product: PTI1-like tyrosine-protein kinase At3g15890
Biological process (GO): protein phosphorylation
Cellular component (GO): plasma membrane
Molecular function (GO): protein tyrosine kinase activity; ATP binding
Source: RefSeq, a predicted model, not a curated record
AUGAAAAGAGAAAGGGAGAUGACUGGUUUGCAGUUGCAGUCAUCCCAAAGAGAGGCCGUGAUAGUGGCUGUCGAUGCAAAUAGGACUAAAGGAAGCAUGGAAGCCGUGGAAUGGGCUCUCAAGCAUGUCGUUAAACCUGGUGACAUCUUCCUUGUUUUAGGAGUUUUCACUAUUGAUCACCAUGUCAAGAAGAACUCUUGCUUUCCGUUUAAGUUGCUCAUGGGUUUCGGCAUCUCUGGAAUACGGGAGAGAAUAGAAUCCGUUGACCACGAGGAAGUGGAUCCUGUCGAGCUUGGAGAAGAAUUCGAGCGAAAAAGAGGACAAUACCAGAGUAGCUUCCAGCCUUUAUAUCUGGUAAAGGAAAAAUAUUUUGCUAGCUUGAUGCUAUCGAAUGAUACACAGCUUGCUGAGAUUUGUCCGAUCAAGCCAAAUUAUGAUUCAGCAGAUCCCGAAGAGCAUCUUGGGGAAGAGAAUAGUAAAGAUUUCAAUGCUUGCGAGUUGAGAAAUAAAUCUGCACCCGCGCCAUAUCCUCAGAAUCCUUGUUGCUAUCCUCUAUCUUGGAGAAAUGGUUUUCCUCGAGUGUUUUCUUACAAUGAACUUGAAGUGAUAACCAAUGGCUUUGCUGAUGAUAACAUUUUAGCAGUUGUGAAUGGCAUAACAGUUCAUCAGGGAAUAUUACAAGAAACCCCUGUUUUAGUAAAGUCUUUAAAGACAACAAACAAAGGCUUCUGGUCAGUCCUAGAGAUCCUAUCCCGGGUGUGCCACCGCAACAUCUUGAAUCUUGUUGGGUACUGCAGCACAGGCACUUCUGCAUUCUUGCUUUUCGACUUACCUUGUUUGGGUACCGUUGGAAUAAACUUGCAAUGGGAUGAGUUGGCCGAGAAACUGGAUUGGAGAAUGAGGUGGUCUAUCGCUCUAGAAAUAGGUGGAAGCUUGCGCUAUCUCCAUGAGGAGUGUGUUGAUGGACCUAUUGUUCACAAAAAUGUUUGUGCUUCCAGCGUUGCUCUUUCUCAUGGUUACUCCGCAAUGCUCUGCAACUUCGCAUAUGCUGAGUGGCUUAAGGGUGACAUUCCCCCAACUAAAGAUUUGAUAUCCAAAUACGACAAGCUCCAUUUUGGCGACGUACAUGAUUAUGGGAAAUUCCUACUGGAGCUUAUUACUGGAAAGUGUGUAAGUCCUGUUCACGACCAAGGGAAGGACCAGUCCAUGAUUGAACGGGCACUGUCACUUCUAGAAAAUGGUGAGUUUGGCAAACUGAAGGACUCCAGACUUAGGGAAAUUGCUGGUGAUGCUAGGAUGGUCCGGAAUAUGGCUCACGCAGCAUUGCGCUGCCUAAAAGUUGAUUCAGAUCACAAACUUACUAUAAGUGAGGCCGUAGCCAUUGUUCGAGGUGAUGAACUUGCGAUCUUCAACCACGGAAAAUUGAAAUAA